AUGCUCUCACUGAAGCCUCGUGACGGCUUCGCAAACUUUAAGUUCCAAAAAUGGAUCUGGGAUGCGAUGAUUACGCGACCCCAGGCUAUGCGCUACAAGUUCGCUGACGACAUCAUGAACGCCUCCACGACCCCUUGCGCCGCGCCUAAUGCAUGCGUAGACGACCGCGAUGCCGAUAUCCAGUACAUUCCGAUGGGAAGAUGGGUGAAUGUUGCGAACGCGAUGUACUUCGACGGCACUGCAAGAAGCACAACUGUGUUGGGAGCUCAAAUCGCUUAUCCGUUCGCAGGGAAUGGGAGCACGCUUGAGGUUUGGGGAUGGUGGCAGUCUGCCGCUGGAUCGACUUCCCCGACCAAUGUUACCUGCAGCGUCGAUGGCAGUCCCGCAGUCGCCACACGCACGACAGCCACGCUCAACGCCAAUGGAAACGCUACUGUAUUGUGCACCAUUCCCCCGCAGAACAUCCAUGAACAUAUCCUGACUGUUACGAACUUCGGAGAUUUUCUACAACUGGAUGGUAUCCGUUUCGUCGCACCUGCGGGAUCUUCAACCACAUCAGUAUCACCCUCGCAGAUGUCCUCUGUCCUCUGGUACUUCAGUUACUCCGCGACCCUGAACACCGGCGCAAUCGCAGGUCUCGCAGUCGCCAUCGUCGCACUGCUCAUCGCGCUGGCCACCGUCAUCAUCGUCUGCCGCCGGCGCCGGCGCUCCCGGUCCAUCGAUAUCCUCGAGCCGUUCGCGGACGACGAAAAAGCGCCAAUGCCGCCCUCCGCGAUCACCUCCGAAUGGACCGGGUCCUCUCCCUCGCUCCAGGACUCCGCCGCGCGCGCAUGGCACUCGGACGCGCGCUCGCUCACGCCGAACCGCCUGCACGCCGCGUCCCCGACGUCGCUGUCGUCGACGGACAAGGCCGCGGACGCGCACCUCCUGCGCUCCGGCACGACCUCCCCGACGUGGACCGCGUCCACCGCCGGCUCGCGCGAGCCGCGCCCGACGCCGACGCCGACGCACACCCCGAGCCUCAGCGGGGACUCGCGCCUCGCGGAGUACGGCCCGGGGACCGCGACGGACGCGUUCGCGCUCUCCCUCGCGGGCGUGAGCGCGAGCGCGCGGCGGCACCGCGGGGACCGCAAGGCGCGCGACGUCGGCGGCGGCGGGCACGGGCACGCGGCGAGCAUCGACGCCGCGCUCUCGAGCGCGAACGCGACCACGACCGCUACCACCAUCAGCAGCGCGCACGCCGUGCACUCGCACUCGACACUGGAGCUCGGCGCAGGGUCCUCCCCGCGGUCCGUCGGGAGCCGGGGCUUGGCGUCGGACGACGGGGAGGUGCUGUCGAUGACGAGCUCAGAGCACGCGCGGCGGAUGGAGGAGGACGGCGGGGUGCGGCUUGCGGGGGGGCCGCUUGAGGAGAGCGUGGAGGAUGGGGGUCCGCAGGUGCUGCCGCCGCCGUACAGGAGGUAUUGA
Epithele typhae is the source of this 1467-nucleotide messenger RNA. RefSeq lists its product as uncharacterized. Lineage: Eukaryota; Fungi; Basidiomycota; Agaricomycetes; Polyporales; Epitheliaceae. The record is from RefSeq and is a predicted model, not a curated record. Bases 1 to 1467 code for a protein of 488 amino acids. The transcript has 7 exons.